AUGCCUUCAAUUACCUCUGCUGCACCAGAGCCCCAUUUGCUCAAUCAAGUCAGUAUUUUAAUAAUUAUCUCUCCCUCGGAUACAGACUACCUUGACCAGCUUAUCCCUUCCAUUCGCGAAUUUAGUGUUGGAAAUCGCACACCACAGCUUCUGCAGACCCUAGCAAAGUUUGCAAGUGAUAAGGAGUCGGAAAUUGAAAGCAUUUGCAAUACAAACCACCAAGAAUUCGUCUCUUCAGUCAAUUCAUUGCUACGGAUUCGUGAGGGGACAGUUAGCUUGACGGCAGAGAUCCUCGACCUCAACCAGUCUAUCCAAACAAGUACUGAGCGCCUUGCAGACCAGAAAAAGGCAUUGGUGGAGUCCCGCGGGCAUCGGCAAAAUAUUGACGAAACAUCGCGCGCAAUCCAAGACUGUUUAGAAGUCCUUCGUCUCGCAAAUCAAGUCCAUGAUUUACUCGCUAAAAAGAACCACUACGCGGCGCUGCGUGCACUUGAAGAGUUACAAAAUGUGCACCUUCAGGGGGUGACACAAUACAAAAUCGCGGUCAUGAUUCAACGCUCCGUGCCAGCCACUCAACGUGCCAUAGCCGAGGCGGUGAUGUCAGACCUAAACACCUGGCUGUAUCGUAUCCGCGAAAUGUCCCAAUACCUCGGAGAGAUAGCACUCUUUCACACAGACCAACGAAAAUCAAGGCUCAAGGAACGGGCAGAGAAGAUCCCGUAUCUUGAACAUUUCAGUCUCAACUCCGCCAUUGAGUUAGUUGCUGAUGAGGACGAGGAAUACGAUUUAUUACAAAAUGAGGAUCUCCAAGUGGAAUUUACCCCUUUGUUUGAGUGUCUGCAUAUCCAUCAGUCCUUGGGCCAAAUAGACAAGUUCCGAAUUGAGUAUGCCACUACUCGUCGCCGACAAAAAGAUCUUUUGCUUCCAUCGUCAAUUACUCUGAUAGAUGAAGACGGAGCCAGUCUACACAAUCUACUAGAGGAGAUGGCUGGAUUUGCGAUUGUCGAAAGGGCUACGAUGAAAAGAAUCCCUGACCUGCGGUCGUCAGUUGAUAUUGAUGAGCUUUGGGACUCCAUGUGCCAAACUGCCGUUAGCGUCAUAUUCAAGGCCCUUCCUGAGGUGGACAACGCAGAGAGUGUCUUAAAAAUAAAGAACCUGAUCGCUUUGUUUAUGCAAACAAUGAAUACUUGGAACUUUCCAGUGCGCGUGUUUGAUGACUUCCUUUUAAAGGUUUUCGAGAAAUACUCAGAGCUUCUAAAGCGGCGGUUCAGUGACGAUUUUCAAGAGAUUGUAUCGACAGAUGACUACAUGCCUAUGCCCAUUCAGACCUUGGAUGAAUAUGAAAAAGUGCUCAAUGUGAGCUGGUAUAGUCCUGAUCAUCCAGACGAGGAACAAGUCUUCCCAUGCAUUCUGCCAUUCUCAAGAAUGUACCCCCUUUGCUGCAUCGAUAUUCGGAACUUCUUGAACCAGUUUUACUUUUUCGCUAAUGACGACUUCUCCCAUCCCGAUGUCAUUGAUAAUACAUUAAAAGAUGCGCUGGAUGAUCUUCUUUCCAAAAAAGUGUGCGAUACUCUGGUCGAGCGUCUUUCGUCGCAGUACCUAGGUCAAAUUGUUCAGAUUCUGAUCAACUUGGAGCACUUUGAGUUGGCCUGUCAUGAACUCGAACUGCUACUUGCGGCUGCGCGAUCACAAAAUUCUACUGGCACAUCGAUUACGUUGAGAGCCACUGAAAAAUUCCGAAGCAAUAAGAAAGCGGCCGAAAAGCGCAUCUUUGAAGUCGUCAACUCCAAAAUUGACGACCUCAUCGAGACAGCAGAGUACGAAUGGAUGUCGCCCACUCCUCCCACUGAACCAAGUAAUUACAUGCAGACAUUAACCCGCUUCCUAUCAAACAUUAUGAAUUCGACCUUGCUGGGAUUGCCGACUGAAAUCAAAGAGCUUAUCUACUUUGACGCUCUCAGUCAUGCUGCAAACAUGAUUUUGGCUCAACCGCUGGCACCAGAUGUCAAGACUAUCAAUCCUAAUGGAGUGGCGGCAUUGGCUAAGGAUGUCGAAUAUUUAGCUCAAUUUGUGGACAGUCUUAAUGUCCUCAUCCUGCGUGAAAACUUGGAUGAGCUUCAACAAACGGUGUUGCUCAUGCAGGCAGAUAAUGCCGACGAGUUUUACGACAUUUCCACUCGGAAUAAGAAAUACGGACGUGUUGAUGCAAUUCAUGGACCUGUUCUGCUUGAAAAACUCACUCGAACAGUUCAAGCACCGUCCAAGGGUGUAGACAGAUUUGCGAACCUGUCCUCACGAUUCAAGAAGACCUAA
Molecule: messenger RNA, 2313 nt
Organism: Penicillium taxi
Lineage: Eukaryota; Fungi; Ascomycota; Eurotiomycetes; Eurotiales; Aspergillaceae
Product: Rab GTPase-binding exocyst subunit SEC15
Exons: 9
Coding region: 1-2313 (770 amino acids)
Biological process (GO): intracellular protein transport; exocytosis; Golgi to plasma membrane transport
Cellular component (GO): exocyst; membrane
Source: RefSeq, a predicted model, not a curated record